AUGUCUUUUUGGGAUAACAAUAAAGACACCUUCAAAGCUGUCGGCAAAUCUGCUGCUGUAGGACUAGGAAGAGGUGCUAAAGCAGUAGGUAAUGCCGGGUAUAAAACUUACAAGAAUAAUGAAGCAAAGCGAAAAGGUUUACCUACACCAGAAUUCAAUGAUGAUGGUACAACCAGAACCAGCCCUGAACCUUUAGGGCCCAGUACCCCAUUGAAUAAGGAGCAAUUGAAUUCUAUGCCUCCACCUCCAAAGAGAAAUGUUGCUACUCAAGCGUUUGUGCCUGGUCAAGUAUCUUAUCCUCAGCCAGUUCAACCACAGGCUCAACCACAGGCUCAACCACAGGCUCAAGCUCCAGUUCAAGCUCCUGUUCAACCAUACCAACAACCUCAACAACCACAACCGCCACAACAAGUGUAUCAACAACCUGUUCAACCAAUUGACCAAUUCCAACCUCCAUCCAACCCUCCUCCUAGUUAUGAUGCAUCAUCUAGACAAGUUCCACCUCCCCCACCAGCAAGAAACUCAAUCUCACAAGGUUCCACUCCAGCUCCUCAAAUAGCAUCACCAGGUACCCCAGUCGAACAGAAGAAGUUCAAUUACGGUGUACGAACUGAUUCUGACGAGGAAACUAAACCUAAAGCCCCAUUACCUGAUGCAUCUACAUUUGCACCACCACCUGUUCGUAGAGAAAGGACUUCCAAGAGUCCUCAACCCACUGGUCCCGUUAAGUCACAAGUUUCGGGAACAUCCGUCACCCCAAAUCCAUUAUCUCCCCAAGAAAAAGUUAGAUCACCAGUUCCAGCAAUUGCUCCAGGAAUCGAUGUUACCAAAUUCGCUCCACCUCCCAAGGUAUAUCAUGGUGACAAACCAGCUUCAUUGCCUCAAGGAGUAACACCACCACCACGCCCUGUCCCAGGAAAUCCAUCUCAAACACCAAAUUCAUCAGUACCUGAAAGACAACCUGUACCAGCUAUUGCCCCAGGAAUUGAAAUCUCAAAAUUUGCACCACCACCACCAAGACCUGGUCAAAAUACCACUAAUAGCGUAGAACCAAUAUCGUCUGCACCACCCCAACUACCUUCAAGGACUUCAUCAAGUUCUAUAACAGGGAAGAAACCACCUCCCAAACCAGUGAAGAAACCUGGAGUUGGUAUGCCUCAGGAACCACCUCCUUACAGAGAAGAGGAACAAAGAGUAGAAACACCCGAUAUUCUGGACCUUUCCAUCGGUGGUGAUAAACCGGAGGUGAAGCCAAGGUCUGAUCCUCAUUUACAAGCUUUGGAAAAUGCUUUGCAGUCCAGGGGAUUGAAACCAUCAGGAUCUUCUCUACCUGAGAGCUUUUUGAAAAGUAAAGAGACACUGCCAACUGUGGCAGCUGAUAAACCGUUUUCUGAGCCAGCUCCAAAGCCAGCUCCCAAACCUGUCAUUGGAGCGAAACCAAUCAUUGGAACCAAACCAGUGAUUGGCAGCAAGCCUGUCAUAGGUAGCAAGCCUGUAAUAGGUACCAAACCAGUCUUGACUGUGGAUACAGCAGUGGAACCAAAUAAUCCAGUACCAAAACCAGCUCCAAAGCCAGUGGUAGCUCCAAAGCCAGUGGUAGCUCCAAAGCCAGUGGUAGCUCCAAAGCCAGUGGUGGCGCCAAAACCUGUAGCACCAAAACCCAAACCACCUGUACUUAAAGCAUCACCCUCACCAAAAGCUUCGCCAUCACCUGCCCCACCUCCACCACCAUCCAGAAACUACUCUAAGGCUUCUGUUAUGGGAACAAACACGGGACCACCAAAACAUAAUCUCGAACUUUCUACGGGAUGGUUUGCUAAUGUUUCCAGUCCUUUGUCCCUCCCUAAGGACAUCCAAGGGCUCAAUUACACAUCAUCAUACUCCAUGUCAUCCCAAUUUUCCAAUGGUACCAACACUAUGUUCCACACUAGGAAUAUAAGUCUUCGUUGCAAGGAUUUGUCAAUAGUAAGAUAUAAGAUAUCCUGGGUAAAUGAAGACGUCACCAAUGCAACUUCUACCAUUGAUCAAUUUGUACCUUCACCAUUGAACAACAUCACUAACCAGGAGCUCUUAGAAGCUAAUGAACAAUUUGGUAACCAUGUAGCCGCUUGGUGUGAACAUAAUAUGGGUCGUACUGUAGGGAGAGGUGAAUGCUGGGACCUUGCGCGUGAUGCUUUAGCUAAAGGAUGUGGCAAACAUGCCUUCAUCUCGAAUUACACUAUCCAUGGGUUCCCUAUACUCCAAAUUGAAGGAGUUGAUGGAACUAUCCAACCAAUUGGUAGACAGUAUGAUGAGGUCAGAAGAGGUGAUAUAUUACAGUACGAGACAUGUACGUUCUAUAAUGAAGCUACUCGAGUCACUUCUACUGCUGGAGCCCCUGAUCAUACUUCAGUGGUUUUAGGUAAAGAAGGAGAUCGAAUUCUCAUUGCCGAACAAAACGUCAAUGGGGUCAAAAAAGUUGUUAAUGGUGAAGCUAUCAUCAGAAACUUGAAAAAGGGUAAAUUAUUCUGUUAUAGACCAAUGCCUGUUGCCUGGGCAGGUGAAUUAUAA
Molecule: messenger RNA, 2550 nt
Organism: Yamadazyma jaroonii
Lineage: Eukaryota; Fungi; Ascomycota; Pichiomycetes; Serinales; Debaryomycetaceae
Source: the annotation of a GenBank genome assembly